This is a messenger RNA of Struthio camelus australis, 1884 nucleotides long. The record is from RefSeq and is a predicted model, not a curated record. Lineage: Eukaryota; Metazoa; Chordata; Aves; Struthioniformes; Struthionidae.
GGGUUGCUUUCAGGCUUAAUUUUUAGUCAUGAAAUUUUUUUACUUUUGAGGGGAAAAAAAGGGGGGGGGGAACACUCUCUUCUUCCCUUCCCGCCCUCUUGCUGUAUGUGCGUGACUAUACGAUUGUUUUAUUUCCCUGCCAGGUUCCCAGCGUGGGGUUUUCCAGUUGCAGUCAUUGCAGCCUUUGCGAGCAUUUACUUUUUACCGUCUCCUAUUGAUCCAGAACCGUUCAUAUUUGAAAAGCCACCUCCUGCCCUAGUUGGAUCAUUGCAAGUGAAUAAAAAGCUUCAGAGUGGACAGAGAAUCUUUACGGGACAACUGAAAGGUCCUGAGUCUUUUACUGUUGAUGAUGAAGGUAAUCUCUACACUGGUACUGUGGAUGGGAAACUGUGGAUGAUCAGUGGUGACCAGUUGCAUUUCAUUACUCAAAUGGGGCAGAAUAUGCCUGAAUGUGGAACUCCAGAUUAUGAACCAAAAUGUGGCCGGCCUCAUGGAGUCCGAAUAGAUCGGGAUGGUAACUUGAUUGUGGCAGAUUCUUAUUUUGGCCUGUUCAAAGUCAGUCCAAGGACAGGAGAAAAAACCCUCCUGCUAUCGAGUGAACAAGGUGUGGAUGGAAUUCCUUUCAAGUUCCUAAAUGGAUUAGAAAUAUCAAAGAAAAAUUUGAUUUAUUUUACGGAUUCAAGUAGCAAGUGGGAGAGGCGGCAUCACAAAUACGAGGUAAUAGAAACAAACCAUCUUGGACGCCUCUUGACCUAUGAUCCUGUAACGAGAACGGCGAGAACAGUGCUCAGUGGCUUGUACAUGGCAAAUGGCAUUACACUGUCUCCCCAUGAAGAUUACAUAUUAAUAGCGGAAACCAGCAUAUGCAGAAUCAUACGCUAUUGGGUGAGUGGAGCUAAUGCAGGAGAAACAGAAGUUUUUGUGGACAACCUCCCGGGAUAUCCAGACAACAUCAGAUUAUCAGACAAAGGCUUAUACAGAGUUGGAAUAUCUACUGCUCGCUUUCCUAGUUUCUUUUCUCCUUUUCUGGAUGCUUUAGGACCUUAUCCAUUCCUGAAGAGAUUUAUUGCAAAGGUGACCCCUCUAUCAUUCUACAACAUUUUUCUUCAUAAGCAUGGCUUGUUUUUGGAAAUUAAUGACAAAGGAGACAUCGUGGAAAGCUUCCACGACCCUGAUGGUAGCAUCACUUGGACAGUCAGUGAUGUCUUUGAACACAAUGGGAAGAUGUACCUAGGUAAUACAGAACUGCCUUUUCUUGUGGUGCUACAGUAGACUUGCACGUUUUCAUAAGCUGGUGCCUCAAAAGAAAAACAGUAGUAUUCCUUCAAGCAGCUAUUAAGUAUUUUCUCUACUUAGCAGAGGGCUGCUGCAGCACUGAAGAGGUCGAAUUGAAAUUAAUACCAAAUGGCUAAACAGCAAUGGAGCACAGAAAUGCUUGUUUUAAAAGCCUGGGAAAGCCUCAGCUGUAAAUAGGUUAGAUGUAAGUAGCUAUGUUUUUAAACAGUUGCAGAGUUGUCCAAGGAAUUCAACUCUAAUAGGGUGUUGAGGUGAGUACUGUAUAUUUUAUUCUUAGCUCCAGUUCAUAUUUCGGAAGAACCCUUGUUCCUCCUUUACAGAGGCGGAAAACAUACUGCUUUUAGUUAUAAACAGUAGUUCUCCAUUGUCUUUUUCUUGUUUUCCAUAUCCGUUUCCAGGAAAGUAUAUUUGAACAUACACAGCUUACAUUUAAACUUUGUCCUAUUUGCCUAUUUUUUUCCCUAAUGCAAAUUAGUCAUGUUGUAUUUUGCUAGAUACUCUACAGAGGGAUCAACUGCAGGUCAGUCCAGUAACUGUGACUAUAAGGAAAGGAAGUUCACUAGUGGCAAGUAUGUAACAGUGCAGCAG